AUGGCGGCAACAUUGGACCAACCACACCUGGAUCCGCUCGGGGGUGGCCCCGUUGUCGACUCGGCCUCGAUUACUCCCCCUCACAGCGCCAACGGAAAGAAGUAUGCACCCGAAGGAGUCCCUUCUGAGCUAUCGGACCUCGAGUUGGACGCCAAAUCUGCAGCUGCGCUCGACGAGCCUGCAAUCAAACAGGAAGAACAAGAGGAACCGGUAGUGGAAGUGGAAGAGGAGGACAUCGAACCUGACCAUUACUAUGGCGGUGGAAAAAUCCCAGUGUUCAAACCGACAAUGGACCAGUUUCGAGACUUCCAAAAAUUCAUCAACAAGAUCGAUAAGUACGGAAUGCAGGCAGGAAUUGUCAAAGUCGUUCCACCCAAGGAAUGGACCGAAUCACUCUCGCCUCUGGACGACCCAAUCAAGUCUAUUCGCGUGAAGAACCCCAUUAUGCAAGAGUUCCACGGAUCGCACGGCACCUAUACGCAGGCCAACAUUGAACGUCAACGAUCUUACAACCUGCCUCAGUGGAAGGGCUUAUGCGAUGAAAGCAGUCACCAGCCUCCUGCUCGUCGUGGCGAGAGACGCCGAAACCAGGAACGAGCAAAUCGUGCUGCUUCUACUCCACGAGCCCAGUCCAGUCGCCCAGAGAGUCAGAAGCGCCGCCCUGGACGACCUGCUAAGCGCGGAAACCAAGUGAAAGUAAAGGAAGAGCCACCUGCGGACGAUGUCGAAAAGUCCAAGCCCGAGGGACCUCCAACUCCCGUGUCACCUGAAUCGAACCCCAUCGAGCUGAAGAGCGAGGAACUGAGCGAGGGCGAAUCGCUCCCUGCAGCUAAGCCUAAGGGCAGACAGCCCAAAUCUGUUACCUCUCGGCGCAAGAACAAUCGGGGCGACACAGUGGACAAUGUCGAUGAAGAGGCAUUCAAAGACUUCGAUUAUCGCAUCCACGACAAUGAAGAUUAUACCGCCGAGAGAUGCGAAGAACUGGAGACUGCAUAUUGGAAGUCUCUCAUGUUCAACAAUCCCAUGUAUGGCGCGGACAUGCCGGGGUCGCUCUUUGAUGAUUCUGUCGAAUCUUGGAAUGUUGCAAAAUUGCCCAAUCUGCUCGAUGUCCUUGGUCAGAAGGUACCGGGAGUCAACACGGCAUAUCUCUACCUCGGAAUGUGGAAGGCGACUUUUGCCUGGCAUCUCGAGGAUGUUGAUCUCUAUAGCAUCAACUACAUCCACUUUGGAGCCCCCAAGCAAUGGUAUAGCAUCUCGCAAGAGGACGCGCCCAAGUUUGAAGCUGCGAUGCGCAGCAUUUGGUCUAGCGACGCCAAAAACUGCGACCAAUUCCUCCGCCACAAGACAUACCUGGUAUCUCCCAGCUUGCUGAAAUCCCAAUAUGGAAUCACUGUGAAUCGCUUGGUUCACUACGAAGGGGAGUUUGUGAUUACAUUCCCCUACGGAUACCACUCUGGGUACAACAUCGGGUAUAACUGUGCCGAAUCGGUUAAUUUUGCAACCGAGAGAUGGUUGGAUUACGGCCGCAUCGCCAAAAAGUGCCACUGUGAGGACGACAGCGUUUGGAUCGACGUCGACGAGAUUGAGCGCAAGAUGCGCGGGGAAACUACCCCCGAAUACUAUGUUGAUUUCGAAAGCGAAUUUGACGGAUUCGAGGGUGCUUCAGAUCUCCUUACGCCACCACGCAGUGUACCUGAAAAGACCUCCACCCGUGGUCGAAAGCGGAAGAUCACGGGCGACGGCCCGAGCACUAAACGAUCGAAGCUCCACAUGGAAGGCCCUCGUAAGCUGCCGUGUCUGCUGUGUCCUAACAAUCUUGACUAUGAGGAUCUGCUACCGACUGAGAAUGGAAAAGGUCAUGUCCAUCGCCGCUGUGCCUUGUUUAUCGAGGAAACCAGCAUCUUGCGGGAUGAGUCGGGCAACGAGGUGGUUUGUGAUAUUGACCUGAUCCCUAAAGCACGCCUGGGUCUGAAAUGUCUGUUCUGCCGAGAAGUUCGCGGUGCAUGUUUCCAAUGCAACUUUGGCAAAUGCACUCGGGCCUACCAUGCCACUUGUGCACUUUUAGCUGGCGUUCAGGUCGAGCAUGGUGCCAUUGCCGUGAUCGCCGAUGAUGGUGUGCAUUAUACACUACCGAGCGUUGAUUUGAAGUGUAAAUUUCACCGCCAAAAACGACCAGCUGGAUUGCUGGGCGAGUCGUCUGAUUUGGAUCGCCGUGUCAUUGAGGCCGCUCGCCGCCUGACGCAGGGCGAUCUGAUUCAGUUCCAAGUCGACAAGGAGAUCAAUGGUGCCAUUGUGCUCCAAAACCGACCCCAAGAGCGGGCGCUUCUGUUGAAGGUUCUUCCACGAGGAGAUGUGAUCGAGAUGCCGUACCGUUGGAUGCUGGUCGUCCGCAAGAGCAAUUUCGCGCCCCUUGCGCCGGGAAUCCAACCCCUCCCGGCCCACUUGGUGCGAAAGCCUGAACAGCGAAAGGACUUCGAAGCUGCCGUACCACUUGCAGGCAGUGCAUUUGGCGACGGCCGAUCUCCCUAUCAGUGGGCCGAAUUUGAGACGGUGGAUGCAGCUAGAAACCAAUUUGCCCCACCGGUUACGGUUACCAUUGACAGACCGGAGCAUCUGUGGUAUUACUUGGGCACGCAGUCCACCGAGAGUAGGGCACAGUAUACGCACAACCCUACCGUGCCUAUCCACAACCCGCGGGCCAAUUUCCUGGACAGCGUCAAGUCGCUUGGCGUGGCUGGUGCCGGUGCCGGUGCUGCUCGUGCAUCGAAGAUCUCACCCCACCAUCUCUUCCAACAUGCUCCCACCGCCCCUGCCCCUCCUUACCAGCAAAUUCUUUACGCCCAACACCCAGCACUGCUACAACAUAAACACGCCUCUCUGAACGCCAACACCCCUCACCUGCCAUCCCGACCGCCCUCCUCUUCCGCCUCCUUGACGCAUCUUGCCCCUCCCCCUCCCCCUGUCCUUGCUGCCGGUGCUGCUGCUGCUGGUCCUGCGAUGCCGUCGGCCUUUCGAACUCUGCCGAAUACAUCCGCCCGCCAUACCCCCUAUCCAUCGGUCAUCAAAUCGCAUGUUCAGCAGCAGCACCACCUCCCUUCCACCAAUACCUUUGCCAACGUCCGUGAACUCAUUGCCCGGCGUCGCCUGGCUCAGAUCACCGAUCAUGCCAAUGUCUUUGCCGGGUACACGAUCGUUAGUCCGGAAUUGGUGGUACAGACCCUGCUGGGCCCCAUGGGCUCGAUUCCCCGGCCAAUGGUCUGGAGAAGCUCGAGCUCGCGAUGGCCCAGCAGCGGGUGCAGCCCCGGGCUGCCGAUGAUGCUCCGGUUCUCACUGGUGAGUCACCGCGAGCGCCUGGAUGUGAUCCAGAAGAAGGAAUCUGAAGGUAUCAAGUUGGAGACUGUUGAUCGAGGGAGCAUUGCCGCAGCAAAGAUGCCGGGUAAAUAUGCCUUUCUUGAUCAGCAACGGGCCAUGGCGCCCAAUGUCUAUCAGUCCCCAUACAAUAUGCCAUCUGGUCUCUCCGAGUACGCCAAGACGACGUAUGAACUGGUGCCAGCCCCAGACGAGCCGCCCAAGGAAUCCUUGGCCAAUGACUUCUUCGCCAGUCUCUCCCAGAUCGACAAGGAGAAAAUCAUGAAGACGUGUGGUAGCUUCGUGCAACGUGCCAUUGAGCGGUCGGCCAGUCAUAGCCGACACUCCUCUACCGCUUCAAAUCUUCGACUCUCUUCGGCGUUGGCCCAGCAGACGGAAAAUCCGACCAUCGAUAUCACCACCGUUGAGGAUCAACCAAUAUCAGGGCUCGAUCUUCCCUUGCACGCCGAUUCUCCAUGUUCCAGCUUUGGCCGAUCACAUCUUCGGCUGCAAUCGCCGGGUGAUUUCCCCAUCCACGGCCCCGAUCCCCACCCAGAUCAUCACGAUCUGUUUGGCGAUCAGCAAGCCAACACCCGCUUCUGGCAAAAUGGGCCCUGGACCGCUGGCGACGGCAAUACACCCAACGAUGAGAAUCGACCGUUCUUUGGGCCGCAUGAACGUCUGAAGCACGACUAUGCCUCCUCCGAUAUUUCCCUCGGUAAAGGAGGACCUGGGUCCUUACAUUCCGUCGACAUGGCCGGCUUUGGCUUUGAUACCGCCGAGGACCUUUGUGCCGGCCUGAGUCCAUAA
Molecule: messenger RNA, 4158 nt
Organism: Penicillium cosmopolitanum
Lineage: Eukaryota; Fungi; Ascomycota; Eurotiomycetes; Eurotiales; Aspergillaceae
Product: putative jumonji family transcription factor
Exons: 5
Coding region: 1-4158 (1385 amino acids)
Biological process (GO): chromatin remodeling
Cellular component (GO): nucleus
Molecular function (GO): histone H3K9 demethylase activity; histone H3K36 demethylase activity
Source: RefSeq, a predicted model, not a curated record